AUGUACAACACACAACCUCAAUUCUAAAAUAUUGUUUAAGUAAAUAUUGAUGAAAAUUUAGUCACAAAGAGUUACAAAUGAUAGCUUAAUGGAUACAGUUUCAGAAAUUAGAUGGAAUAAAGAUGUUUUUGUUACUUCAUCUUGGGAUGGAUAUAUCCGGUUCUAUUAGGUUUAAUUGUAAUCUGGAUAUAGGGCAAAUAUUUAAGUAGAUUUUAAGACAGCUAUUGAUUGUUAAGAGCCGUAUAUUGUUUAAAUAAUUAGUUAGAGUAUUAUCUGUAAGUUGGAAACAAGACAUGUCUAUGGUAUUUGCAGCAUUAGCAGAUAAUACAAUUAGAGCAUAUGAUAUAAAAACAUAAAAUAGUGCAAUAAUAGGAAUUCAUGAUGAUUGUCCUGCAAGAUAAGUAUUUUGGAAUGAGGACAUGAAAUUAAUAAUAUCAUUAGGUUUAGAUAAAAAGAUAAGAUUUUGGAAUCUAUAAUCUAGUGGUGGAGGAAAACCAUAGCCUGCAUUUUAAUUAGAUUUAUAACAUGUACCAACAGUUGGAGAAUAGAGUGGAAAUGAAUAAUUUUUUGCAUAUGCAGAUGUAGAUAAUAAAUUUAGAUGGUUACAUUGGAGUGCAUUAAGAGGAGUUUAAAAUAGUGUAGCAUCACGAAGUUUCUUUAAUAUGGAAGAUAAUUAUCUAAUUGGAUAAAUAUCAUGUGUGGCAAUUAAUGAAAAUGCUUCAUAAUUAGCAUAUGCAACAGUUGAUGGAAGAGCAUUAGUUAAAUCUAUUAAUAGUAGAGGAGAUUUAGCAAGCAAACUUUAAUUUAAAUGUUAUAAAGUAGAUGAAGAAGUUAAAGUAUCAUAAUAUCGAACAGAGAAAGUAUCUAGAAUGUAUAUGUGUAAUGCUUUUUAAUUCAAUUGUCGAUCAUAAAAUUGGGUUAGUACUUGUGGAUCUGAUGGAACUUUAGCAUUUUGGGAUACCAAUAAAAAAAACAAGAUAUUGGGUGUUAAAUUAGAUGGACCAGUUGUUGCAGGAUAAGUAUCAUAAGAUGGAUAGAUAUUUGCAUAUGCCACUGGUUAUGAUUGGGCAUAAGGAUUGGAUAAAGUAGGUGAAUUUACAAAUAGAGUUGGAGCAGCUUAUAUUGAAGAUAAAUUUCUACCUUCACAUUGA
Molecule: messenger RNA, 1151 nt
Organism: Paramecium primaurelia
Lineage: Eukaryota; Ciliophora; Oligohymenophorea; Peniculida; Parameciidae
Source: the annotation of a GenBank genome assembly